AUGGAUACCGUCAAGAACGCCGCCAACUAUGUUGCCGAGACCGUGCAGGGAACUGGCGCUGAGGCUUCCAAGGAGACCAACAAGCAAGUCGCAAAGGAUGACGAUGCCAAGCUGAGCACUCGUGCCGCCGCUGCGAAGGAUGCUCUUGUCGACAAGAAGGAUGAGAAGUCUCACGAUGUUAAGGCCGAUGUUCACAAGGAACAAGUUAAGCAUCAAAACUAA
Molecule: messenger RNA, 222 nt
Organism: Penicillium roqueforti
Lineage: Eukaryota; Fungi; Ascomycota; Eurotiomycetes; Eurotiales; Aspergillaceae
Exons: 3
Coding region: 1-222 (73 amino acids)
Source: RefSeq, a predicted model, not a curated record